This is a messenger RNA of Anastrepha ludens (Mexican fruit fly), 2999 nucleotides long. RefSeq names its product frizzled-4 (gene fz4). Bases 364 to 2322 code for a protein of 652 amino acids. The transcript is spliced from 3 exons. Gene Ontology annotation, cellular component: plasma membrane. NCBI's taxonomy places the organism in Eukaryota, Metazoa, Arthropoda, Insecta, Diptera, Tephritidae. Gene Ontology annotation, molecular function: Wnt-protein binding; Wnt receptor activity. Gene Ontology annotation, biological process: canonical Wnt signaling pathway; non-canonical Wnt signaling pathway. The record is from RefSeq and is a predicted model, not a curated record.
ACUUCUCUAUAUCGGAACUAUCGAUUUUAAUGUUAAGCAUACAUAUCUUCAUUCAGGAUAUUUUUUUGAGUUUUGUACUCUGUUUGCUUUUAUUUUAAGUUUUAUUUGAUAUAUAUUUUCGGAAUAUGCAUCAAAAUAGGAACAAUUACACAGCAGCGUGUUUUUAAUAUUUGUGUUAUAGCAGUCAGUAAAAGUAGUGAGAAUUUGAGUGCUUUUUUGCGUGAACUAGUUUUGUUUAUAUAUUUUUUUUUUGGGAAUUGGCAUUCCUACGUGUUAAGCAAAGUCAUGCAUUAGUUUAAUGAGCUUUUGGCAUUUAGAUUAGUAAAGAGUAUUAGUAUUAUAAUAUAUUCAAACUACCAUACAAUGGCGGUAGUGUCUUGUUAUUGGAAAGUGCUCGUAAUAUCAAGUUUAAUUGCUUAUUCAUCAAACGGAGAUUCUCCUCCAUUACGACAAUGUGAACCAAUUCGUAUCGAGAUGUGCCGUGGAAUAGGUUACAAUGAAACUUCAAUGCCAAAUUUAGUUGGCCACGAACUUCAGGGUGAUGUGGAAUUCACUUUACAAACUUUUGCUCCUCUCAUUGAGUAUGUAUGUAGUACUCAAUUAAAGUUGUUCUUGUGCGCCGCUUAUGUGCCUUUAUGUACGCCAAAAGUUCCUGUCCCGAUAGGACCAUGCAGAAAUUUAUGUGAAAGCGUUAGGAUGCGGUGUCACCCGGUUUUGCAAGGUUUUGGAUUUCCUUGGCCACCAGCCUUGGAUUGCAAUAGAUUUCCAAAGGAAAAUAACCAUGAAACUAUGUGUAUUGAGGAGCCUGGGGAGGCACACAUCAAUGGAGGAGAGAACGAGAGCGUUGGAGGAGAUUCAAUUAGUAAAUUACCUUCAAGCACUGUUACAAUAGAAUGCCCCGGGCUUUCGAAAUCUCAUAUGUAUGUAAAACUUUAUCGAUCUGGACGGUGUGCACCUUUAUGCGAGGCUGAUAUAUUAUUUGGCCAACAUGAUAAGCAUUUGGCGGAACUGUGGGUAGCUACUUGGACAUAUGCUGAUAUAUUUUUGGCAUUAAUUGCAACAUUGAGCCUUGUAUUACGUGACAAUUCAAAAAAGAGCAAUCAAAAAUGGAAACGAGUCCUUACUCCCUUUGUGUGGUGCCAUUUUAUGGUGGCUUUAGGAUGGACUGUACGUUUUAUAAUGGGCAGAACAGCAACAUCGUGUGGAUAUGAUCCGCAACUACCAAAUGUUCUUCUUUUACUUGUGGAUGGGCUUUCAAAUGCAGCUUGUGCUACAACGUUUUUGCUUCGGUAUUAUUUUUUCAUGGCCUCUUGUGCUUGGUGGGCGAUUCUUUGUCUUACUUGGCAUCGGGAUGUGCGACGUAUCAAUCCAGAGGAUUUGGAAUGCAUAUCUCAUGACAGGUCAAAUGCCUGUACAGACCUGCAUCAUAGUAGAAUUAACAGAAGUAAUUUAACAAAUAACGAUAAACGAAAUGAGAAUUUGACUAUAAUGGAAAGCAACUUGGCUAGUUUUACAGCUUGGGGUCUUCCAGCAUUUCAGACUGCUGCAGUAAUUGUGGCUAGACUUGUUGAUGCUGAUGAACUAAUCGGUGCUUGUUUUGUGGGAAAUCAAUCCGAUAAAGGGCUGCAAAUAUUGGUAGCGACACCGCUCUUUUGCUAUUGGAUUUUUGGUUCAAUGAACCUUGGCUCGGGUUAUCUUGUAUAUCGUCGUUAUAAGGCUAUAUUAAGAAACAUUUCAACACCUUUGAUGAAGCAGCAACUCCAGGCUAUAUGCCCAAGUUACGAUUUUGGUACAUUUUUGUUUAUAUAUUGUGUUCCUUGUGCUUUACUUUUGUUUUCGGUGAUCUAUGAGUUUGCAAACAUUGACAUUUGGCUUAACAUACCACCUUACUUGGUUGCCUCAGAGGGAUUUACAACACCAAUGUGGCCAUUUCUGGCGCGAGCAUUUAUGGAAAUAACGUUGGGAAUUAUAUGUUUUGCAUGGUUUCUAGGUCCGAGAAUUUCCAUGAUGUAUAAAAAACAGCUGGAGAUUCGUAAUGUAAAAGAAGUGCCAGCUUCUACAAUUUCACAAAGAACUAGUCGUAAUACAAACCAUAACUAUAAUUACAGCACGGCAUCUUAUCAUACUAUACGACCCGCAUUAAAUGCUUAUUCACAACGACGUUCGCCAGGUAGUAUUUCUAUGAAUCAAUUAUCUAAAUAUUCUCACAAGAAGGUUAUUGCCCAAAGUAUCCACCACCCAAAGCAAUUACAGAAAGAUCGUUAUUAUUUAAGUCCAGCACAAAUGCAUUUUGAAUGUUGUAGAGAUGAAACUAUAUUGUAACUGUAUAUUUAACUUUCUUGCCUCAAACUGUGUAACAAUAAGACUGUGAUAUACAUAACAGUAUAAAAAUAUUUCAAACUUCUGGUUAUGGAGUACUACUUAGAUAUAAUUGUUAUGUACUGCCUAGAAAAAAUGUACUUAGUUUUUGUAUUACUUUUAAAAAGUGCCAUUAAUUCUAACCCCACUUAUGACCGUAUAAAGUAGUUUAUUUUGUUCCGUAAGGCAGGUCUCAGAAUUACGUGUUUGAUGAUUAUGAGGCACUUUUAACACUGCAGCUAACACUUGCCGUCUAUGUAUGAAACUCUGUAAAUUUCCACUACAAAGCUGUAGAUUCAAUCAUGAUACAAAAAAAAGGUAGUUUCAUUACGACUAUUUUUUUGGUUAUAAAGCAGAUUUUUGACAUUUCUCCAGACGUAAACAUUAAACCUGUUGCGGAAUUGCCUGAUCCGGCUCGAAGGACCAAAAAUGUUGCGGAAUUGACUGAUCCGGCUCGAAGGACCAAAAAUGUUGCGGAAUUGACUGAUCCGGCUCGAAGGACCAAAAUGUUGCGGGAAUGUUGCGUGGAGAAUCCUAAAUAUGUUGCGAGAAUGUUGCUUGUAGAAUCCUUAAUAAUAUUGCGGGAGAGUUGCUUGGAGAAUCCUUGAUAAUAUUGCGGGAAGGCGGCUAAAAGUCCUAUU